Molecule: messenger RNA, 3086 nt
Organism: Hirundo rustica (Barn swallow)
Lineage: Eukaryota; Metazoa; Chordata; Aves; Passeriformes; Hirundinidae
Gene: SLC41A3
Product: solute carrier family 41 member 3
Exons: 10
Coding region: 1015-2376 (453 amino acids)
Biological process (GO): monoatomic cation transport
Cellular component (GO): plasma membrane
Molecular function (GO): monoatomic cation transmembrane transporter activity
Source: RefSeq, a predicted model, not a curated record
CUUUCUCUCCCUUGCCUGUCGUGCAGAGAGAUUAUGGAGCUACCUUAAAUAAGCACUGGCUAGGACUCUUAUCUUGGCCUUUGCAAACUAGCAGAAAGUUGAAGUGAUGACAGCAGAUAAGGGUGUUCGCUUUUGAAGCUUAUUGGCUGGUUCUCUGAACUUUUUUUCCCCCUGAGAGCCAGUCAUUCAAAGGUACAGCUGGCAUAGCCCGAUUGCUCUGUCCCGCGGAGACCAUGGAGCGGACACAAGGGACCGGGGUCUAGCAGGGCAGAUCUUGUGUCACCAGCCGGCUCAGCCGUGUCACCUGCCCGGGGAUGAGACCUGCGUAAUACCGUCAGCUGAGAGAAACGGGGGCUCCUGCUUUCCUUGACCUUUCUUCACCUUGGAGAAGUGCAGAAUGGAUCGUGGUUGGUAACUCCCCACCUCCUCGGCCUCGGGACAGUGAGGAAAGUUCAGCAGUGCUCGUGGUGGGAGCAAGGGAGCUGGGCUGGUUUGCAGCAGGCUUACACAUUAAACCAUCGUAUCAAACGCGCGCCGCGCUCUGACAAGAAGUGUAACCCGAGGAGAAAGGACACCAGUGUGUUUGAGCACGCUGAGGGAUUCUUGUAUGACCUGUCACUCUUUCAGUGCUGUAGCCUAAGCAGGUCUUACUGGUUUUUACUGAAGUGGUGGGAGCUGAAUGGGGUGUGGGCUCGUUUCUAUUCGUCCACAGGCAUCUCUACAAUCUUCUCUUCUCUUUUUUAAUUCCCCCCUGAAUAUAAAUCAGAGAAAUUGUGUCCAUCGAGUUUGCUGCCACCUGGGCUCAACCCAGCUGAACCAAUUUUGGAGGAUACCAUUACUGCAAUCGUCUGGACGGGCUCCUAGGAGGAGAAGAAACUAAAGGAAUUUGGCAUCGUUGCUGUAGUUUGAGGAAAAACAUUCCUUCUGACUUUGGAGAGAGCUGCAAGGAGAAUCUGUGUGAUGUCUUGAUCUCCCUCCAUUUUCCUGCUGAGCAUGGGGUAGCAGUGUGUGACCAUGGUGGUCACCCAGUUACAGCUGGAACUGUGCUUCCACGGCAAGAAGCUGAGAGGUUUCACCUGCAAGUUGACCAGGUCAGCCAGUGGAUUUCUCCCAGAGACUUCAUUCUCCAUUGCCUCCCAGAUUUUUGUGCCGUUCCUUCUGGCUGGCUUGGGAAUGGUAGCUGCGGGCCUCUUGAUGGAUGUUGUUCAACACUGGGAUGUGUUUCGGACAAUUACCGAAGUGUUUAUCCUGGUUCCUGCCUUGGUUGGCCUGAAGGGUAAUCUGGAGAUGACACUGGCAUCCAGGCUCUCCACUGCUGCUAACACUGGACAGAUGGAUGAUGCCCAGAAGCAGUGGAAAAUGGCCACCUGCAAUUUAGCCCUUAUCCAGGUCCAGGCCACUGUGGUGGGACUUCUGGCUGCUGUUGCUGCUGUGAUCCUGGGAGCCAUCUCCAAGGGCUCUGUGGAGCUGAGCCAGGCUGCUGUGCUGUGCGCCAGCAGCGUGACCACGGCCUUCAUAGCUGCACUUUCCCUUGGUCUGGUGAUGAUUGGUGUGAUCAUCGGAGCCAGGAAAGUUGGGAUCAAUCCAGACAAUGUCGCCACACCCAUAGCAGCAAGCCUUGGAGAUUUGAUAACCCUUUCCCUCCUUGCAGGAAUCAGCAGUACACUCUUCAAAUACAUAGAUGUGAAGUACCUUUCUCCUCUGAUCUGUGCUGUCUUCAUUAUCAUGAUCCCUCUCUGGGUUGCUAUUGCCAAGCAAAGUCCUUCCCUGGCCGAAGUCCUGAAAUCGGGAUGGCAGCCGGUUAUUGUUGCCAUGAGCAUCAGCAGCAUUGGCGGGCUCAUCCUGGACAAAACUGUAACUGACCCAAAAUUUGAAGGCAUGGCAGUUUUCACACCUGUGAUUAAUGGUGUUGGAGGGAAUCUGGUUGCCAUCCAAGCCAGCCGAAUUUCUACAUUCCUGCACUUCUGGAGCAUGCCUGGAGUUUUGCCAUACAAGAUGAGGCAGAAUUGGCCCAACCCAUGCACCACAUUCUUCUCAUCAGGGGUGAAUUCCAAGUCAGCUCGGGUCCUGUUCCUCCUGGUUAUCCCAGGGCACCUCGUGUUCCUCUACACCAUCCAUCUGCUGCAGGGGGGCCACACAUCCCUGUCCUUCACCUUUGUGAUGUUCUAUCUGGCUGCUGCUUUGCUGCAGGUGGGGAUCCUGCUCUACGUGGCUGACCUGAUUGUGCGCCUGAUGUGGAGGAAGGCUCUGGACCCAGAUAAUUUCUCCAUCCCCUACCUCACUGCCCUGGGUGAUCUCCUGGGUACUGGAUUCCUGGCCAUCUGCUUCCGCCUCGUUUGGCUCAUCCACGGCACAGAAAUGAACCUGGGGAACUGAGAGUCCCUGUGCUGCUCUCAUCCCUCGUGCGACACGGUGCUUUCCUCUGAGACACCGGGAACCUGGUGAUCAGCGUUGGGUGACCCGGCUGGGCCUCCCCUGCCACCCUGCCACCCCACCUGCCCUCCCUAUCGUGCCUUAAAGCCAGGCUCACCCUCCCCAAGGACUCAGCACCCACAAACCUGUGUCCUUGCAAGUGAGCAAGACGGUUUUAAGAAGCACCCGCUGCUCACACCUGGACCUGGCAAACAAGGCAGGAAGGAGCAUUUGGGCCAUGGCCUCUAUCCCCAGCCCUGACACAGCCCUGAGGCUGCUCCAAAGCCUGCUGAGGUCACUGCGUCUGAUCCUGCAAGGGGAUGUUGCAGCCCCUCCAUCAGCCUCUGACUUUCCAUCGAGGAAAAUCCUUUAUUCAGCCCACUUUUCUCCUGCUGAAUCCCUGGAGUAGCAGGGCAACCAGGUCUUUAAACUUGUCUCCUCUCCUUCGCUCAGAGGCUCAGGAUCUGAGGCAGUGAGUUGCUGGCUCGUGCCCAGUGGAAGGUUAUCUAGGGAUACUGCCUACCUGCCCUGACAGCAUUGCUGGUGUCUGACCAAAAAGCUGGUUAGAUUGCAUUUUGGGGGCAGGAAGGUUUGUUUUUAUGGUUUAUGAAAUGUCCAGUAGUUAAAAUGUUUAUAGAAACACAUAAAUAAAGUGGGAUUAAAAAAAAAAAAAA